AUGUCGAGCCUCGCUGGCGCCGCGCUCCCGCCCGUCAGCGUGCAGCUCCCGCGCCCAAGGCCGGCGAUAGCGUGGGCGGAGGCGUCCAGCGCGUCGCCCGCGCCGCGGCAGCCCUCGACGCCCAGGAUUGCCCGCGGGCGCCCCGUCGCUUGCAGACCGUCGGGCGGCCACGGCGAGGCUGCGCCGGGCCCCCGCGUCCUCGGCCCCUGCAGGAUCCGGAGGCCUCAUGGGCUCAGGCCUCCUCCUGGGCCUGUGGUGACUCUCCACGACCUCCUCGAGCUGAAGAGGUUCGGCAUGAGGAUCUCUGAGUCUCGCCCGGGCAGCGGCACGCUGGGCCGACGCGUGGCCAAAGCGUUCACGGCGCCCGAGGUGCCAAGAGUGGAGCUGGUCAGCAGCGGGGCAAGGAGCGGCCAGACGAGUGACACCGAGUCGGUGAGCGACACCGUGUCGACCUUCGACAUCUCCUGGGAGUCCCCGAGGCCUUCCGGGGUGGGCGCCGGGAUCCUGCAGGAGCCUCGCGAGCCCGACCAACCUCGGCGACGGCAAGCGCGACAGACAUCGAUGAUCUCGACGACCGUGAACCAUCUGGGCCAGAGGCCGCCCAACCUCGACGACCGCAAGAUCAUCCUGUGCUCCGCGGGCCCGAGGCAGUCGGGCAGCGAGGCGGUCGGGCCCGCGCGCCCGCCAGCAGAGGCGCCCGCCCACGUCCGCCCCAGCCACGCAGGGAGGUCGCUUUCGACGAGGCACCCGCGCUCCGCAGGCAGCUGA
Messenger RNA from Prorocentrum cordatum, 768 nucleotides. The record is from the annotation of a GenBank genome assembly. NCBI's taxonomy places the organism in Eukaryota, Dinophyceae, Prorocentrales, Prorocentraceae.